GUUGGAAAAAGGACUUUGUGAAACUGCAGCGAUGUCAGUCCAGGUUGUGGCAGCGAAAAUGGCAGAGGUCGAGCUCAAAGACGUCCCCGCCGGCAAAGACUUGCCGGCUGGUUCCCCGAUGACACCGACCUCGGAGGGCAAGAACCUCACCAGAAACGACCCGCACGAGGCCGGGUCCUCAGCUGCUGCUUCCCCCACAGCAGAGCCCUCCGCGAAAGCCGGGGAAGGCAGCCUGGGUUUGCUCACCGCGAACCCCGCAAAGAUGCCCCAGGCGUCGGCUAUGAAGCGGUCGGACCCGCAGCAGAACGGCGGAGAGGCUUUUGUCAAUCGUGACGGUACCGUUGCCGAAGCACCGCGGAUGAAAAAGAUCCAGUUUGCGGACCAGAAACAGGAGUUCAACAAGCGUCCCUCCAAGAUCGGCCGGCGCUCUCUGUCCCGCUCCAUCUCUCAGUCCUCCACAGACAGCUACAGCUCAGCGGCAUCUUACACGGACAGCUCUGACGAUGAGACAUCUCCUCGGGACAAGCAGCAGAAGAACUCCAAGGGCAACGGAGACUUCUGCAUCAAAAACAUCAAACAGGCCGACUUCGGACGCAGAGAGAUCGAGAUUGCCGAGCAAGAGAUGCCAGCCCUGAUGGCUCUGAGGAAGCGAGCCCAGGGGGAGAAACCCCUCGCCGGUGCCAAAGUGGUGGGAUGCACCCACAUCACUGCUCAGACUGCCGUGCUGAUGGAGACUCUGUCAGCUCUGGGGGCUCAGUGCAGAUGGGCAGCCUGCAACAUCUACUCCACCCAGAAUGAAGUGGCAGCUGCCCUGGCAGAGGGAGGGUUCAGUGUAUUUGCAUGGAAGGGUGAGUCCGAGGACGACUUCUGGUGGUGCAUCGAUCGCUGUGUCAACGUGGAAGGCUGGCAACCCAACAUGAUCUUGGAUGACGGUGGAGACCUGACUCAUUGGAUCUACAAAAAAUACCCCAACAUGUUCAAGAAGAUCAAGGGUAUCGUUGAGGAGAGUGUUACUGGUGUGCACAGGUUGUACCAGCUGUCUAAGGCGGGAAAGCUGUGUGUUCCCGCCAUGAACGUCAACGACUCUGUGACUAAGCAGAAGUUUGACAACCUCUACUGCUGCAGGGAGUCCAUCUUAGAUGGCCUGAAAAGGACCACCGACGUCAUGUUUGGAGGCAAACAGGUGGUGGUGUGUGGGUACGGCGAGGUGGGAAAAGGCUGCUGCGCUGCCCUCAAAGCAAUGGGCUCCAUCGUCUACGUCACAGAGAUCGACCCCAUCUGUGCCUUGCAGGCGUGCAUGGAUGGCUUCAGGCUGGUGAAACUGAAUGAAGUCAUCAGACAAGUGGACAUAGUCAUCACCUGCACAGGCAACAAGAACGUGGUGGUGAGAGAGUACCUCGACCGCAUGAAGAAUGGCUGCAUUGUCUGCAACAUGGGACACUCCAACACCGAGAUCGAUGUGGCAAGCCUGAGGACUCCCGAGCUGACAUGGGAGAGAGUGCGCUCUCAGGUGGACCACGUCAUCUGGCCUGACGGCAAGAGGAUAGUGCUGCUGGCUGAGGGUCGCCUGCUGAAUCUCAGCUGUUCCACUGUUCCCACUUUCGUGCUCUCCAUUACCGCCACGACCCAGGCUCUGGCUCUGAUAGAGCUGUACAACGCCCCAGAGGGACGCUACAAACAGGAUGUUUACCUGCUGCCCAAGAAGAUGGAUGAGUAUGUGGCCAGCCUUCAUCUCCCUACCUUUGACGCACAUCUCACAGAGCUGACCGAUGAGCAGGCCAAGUAUCUGGGCUUGAACAAGAACGGGCCCUUUAAGCCAAACUACUAUAGGUAUUAAACCAGUGCUGGGGUUGUACUGAAGAAAUGCAAAUACUCCAUGAAUGGCACAGACUCAUAGAGGGAGAGGAGACGGACAGAAGGAAGGAUGGACAGAAUAGUCAACACACCUGCUUUAUAUUUGGGGGGGAAGGGGGAGGAGCUCUGACCGAGCCUGAGGGGAAGGGGGCGGGCAGAUAGGCGUGGCUUUCCCCACGCUUAUGGCAGUCGUUUUAUUUAUUCACGCUUGACAACCAUAAUGAUAGCAUUAACUCUAACUCUGCCAUUAGCUAGCUCCCAGACGUCUUCCUCUCGAAGACGUUUUACUUCCCUGCCACUCGUCAUUUCACCACCAUUAUCAAUUUAGACACUCAUUUGUGUGUCGAGUUGUAUGUAAGUCCUCCAUCCUCCCUUCCCAUUGCCAGAUCUUUUAUUGUUUAACUAUUAAAGAUGAAAUUAUUGAUGCUAAAAAGAUAUAUACUAUAUUAAAAAAAAACUUAAUUAAAAAAAUCUGUGUGAAUGAAGACGACGAAGAUUUAGUGACAGACAUUUUUUCCUAUCCUUUUUUUGUUGUUGUUGUCUUUUCUUUUCUACUUGUGAUUAUGUUUUCAUUUUUCUCUUGUGUAAUAUUGCGAGGGCGGGGUUAGACCUAGUGGGAGGGGGUUAGGCGGGAUCUCAGGGUCCAAUCAUAUCAUGUCUUUUAUUUGAUCGUUUCGAGAUUCAUCGUCGUGUCUGUUUUUAAACAUUUUUUAUGGGUUCUGUCCAUUCAGAUCAGCCUGUAGUUUGUCAUAAUUUGAUUUUUUUUUUUUUUUUUUUUAAUAUGACUGGAUGGUGACCUGUUCUUCCCACCUGUCACUCGAAGCCACAGUGAAACCAUCUCAUUGGCUGCUUCUUUGUUCCAGCUGCUCACAUGGCGCCAGUGUUGAAGUAAUGAGAAGUAUUUCAGACUAGUGAGAGCUAACCUUUUCAUUUUGCCUUUCCCUUUACCAAGAAUGACUAUACUGUAUUAGAAGCAUGGCAGGUUGUCAGAUCAUUACAAGGGGUAUACUGUAUAUUUAGAUAUUUAUAUUGAAAUUAAGAUUUUUCUAUCUUUUUCUCUCCUGCGCCAUCUAAUAUCAUCACUUUUUGAAAAAAAUCAACAUGUCAUAAAGAUAAGCAAUUAAAUGUUCUAAUGAUAAGUGUAAUAAAUGUACUUAAACCCACAUUUUGAAUACUGUGACAGAGAAAUAUUUACAUACCAAAUGUGCAGCAAGUCGCUGCCUGGCCGGUACUUAAGCGGAUAUCUUCAAUCAGGUCCUCACUGAAAAGUAUGGUGCUGUUAAGAUUUACUGUACUUACCAUACACACCACAACACUUUGGUACUCACUGAUAGUUCAUCUUAAAAAAUAAAAUCUGGGAUCUGAAUUCCGCCUUGCAUCCAAGUAAAACAUUCAACUUUUCUGCAAAUUCAUGGGAUUGUUUUGAAAGAACUCCAAAAUAUCUCUGACAUAUUUUAGUUUCUUCUUCUCCACCUGAAAGGCUUAGAUUCUACCGGUAUAAUGAGCUGCACAGUCGUCAACCUCUGCAGCUCAUCCCCAGCUGACCUGACGGUGGAAAUUAGAAAGUCCCGACACUUACCUGACAGCCAAAUGCACCCCGCCGCUAUACUGGCUCUGCACCUGAUCCAAUCAGAUUCUCUGCUAACCUGCUGUGACACGCUGCCAGCGCUGCUCUCACAGUGAGGGAUCAAAUGCUUAAACACACAUACAGUUGCUCAUUAUCCAGGUCUGGAAAUUGACUGAUCUUUAUAUGGAAGAUAAAAGUGUUUUGUUUUUGUUUUUGUUUUUUUACAGCUUUGAAGCAGGAGGAAAUAGCACAAACAGCUUUGUUUACUAGUUGAAUAAAUUAAUUUGCUUACUCAAAAUACAAAUAUGCCUACACAUUUCAUGCAAUUCUGUUUGUGUGUGACAUGAGUUAUAUCACUGUGUGUAAUAUUACAAACCAACCAAAAUCUAUAAAAGAAUAGUUCAGCAGCUUUGGAAAUAAGCUUAUUUGCUUUCUUGCCCAGAAUUGAGAAAAUAUAUCACUCUUGAGUUUAUACAAUAAAUGUGUUUUUGGAGCAAGCAGCCAGUUAGUUUAAGUUAGCAUAAAGCUAAAAAGGUUAACAAAAUCUAACCACCAGCACCUCUAAACCUCAAUUUUUGUACAACUUAAAUAAAACAGAUGCAACAUGUUAGUUUGUGAGCUUUAAAGGUGUUGGUAGGGCGAUUUGUAUCAUCUUUGGAGAGAGCCAGGCUAGCUGUUUCCCCCUGCUUCCAGUCUUUAUGCUAAGCUAAGCUAACUGUCGCCUGACCCCAGCUGCAUAUUUGGUGGCUUUAAUCUUCUCGCCUAACUCUCACAAACAAUUUCAAACUGCUGCUGUUAACUCUGGUAACAAAUUCAAGUCAAUUGAAAUUUUCAAGGUGUGUAGGGACCUCUCCGACAAGAUCCUGCACUGUGUCACAGCCCAUACGACCUCAAUGUCACAUUGUUCCCUGCCAAUGUGUGCAUUUCUCUGUCUCCUUGUGCUGUUGAGAAUCCCCUCUCAAAGUAGCGUGACCCGUUGUCAGUGUAGUUCUCAAACCUGUUGUCUUGCGUCUUAUUUUUCCCCCUUUUUUUUGUAAGUGUGAAUGUGUGUUAAAGUGUAUGUGACCUCUUGAGAGCGAGCCGGUUAUAGAUAGGUGUGUGUGUGUGUGUGUCUAAAUAUCUUUCUGUGUCUGCACCCAUCUUUGGUUUUUGUAGGCAAUGGUUGCUUCGUUAACAGCUGCCUCAGGAUCCUAGCCUGUGUGUUAGGGGGAGAAACCAUUUUUUUGUUUUGUCAGCCGCAAGCUGGCCAACACAUGGGUGGGCGGGGGACGACACCAGCAUCAUAUAUGUAUAUACCUACUAUAUACAGAUAUGACAACCUUUAAAAGUAUAGGAAGGUUAAAAAAAAAAAAACUCAACUCCUGUAUUUAUUGUUGUAAAUCCUCAUACAGUGCAAA
Chelmon rostratus (copperband butterflyfish) is the source of this 4818-nucleotide messenger RNA. RefSeq names its product adenosylhomocysteinase like 2b (gene ahcyl2b). Gene Ontology annotation, cellular component: cytosol. NCBI's taxonomy places the organism in Eukaryota, Metazoa, Chordata, Actinopteri, Chaetodontiformes, Chaetodontidae. Bases 32 to 1837 code for a protein of 601 amino acids. The transcript has 17 exons. Gene Ontology annotation, biological process: L-methionine cycle. The record is from RefSeq and is a predicted model, not a curated record.